AUAGAGUUACAGUAAGUUGAUAGAUGAAGUCACUCUGACAGAACAAAUCAGCAUACUUUGCUAGUUUCAGUAAUGUCUUGCUCUUACCACUCUACAGAGACGAGCACAGAAAGCAGCUCAACAGUUGUCUGCAGUGCCGGUGUUCUCAGUGGAGGAAGAGGCCGGACGUUGGGGGGACACAUGCAUGGAUAGGGAUGCUACAGACAAGGAGGAGCAGGGCUGGACAGAGAGGGAGAACGGUACAGUGUUUGUCAUCCCAACCACCCCUCAAACACCAGAUGGCCACUGCAGAUGGGAAUACCUGAAAGGAGGAGGAGAUCCAGACUCCACCAGUUUGGGUUGGAUGUCUGACAUGCAGGACGGGGACACCACCACUCUGGGCUCCAGCAGUGAGGACACGCUGAGUCACGACCUAGAGCGGGUCUCUCUCGGUUCACUGGGAAAAUGGACCUGGGACAUUCACUCCAUCAUUAUCGACCUCUCUACAGCUAACUUCAUUGACACGGUGGCCAUCAAGACAAUGAAAAAUAUUUUCCAGGACUUCAGUGAGAUUGAUGUAGAUAUCUACAUGGCUGGUUGUCAAGCCUCUGUGGUGGAACAAUUAGAGCUCGGCGACUUCUUCUCUGAGUCAAUAACAAAGAGACGACUUUUUGCCUCCGUUCACGAUGCUGUGCUCUACUGUCUGGACCAUCGUGGAGCCACAUCAUUCCCAAGAUACGAACGUUCGGUGGUGAGUCUAUGCAGCUGA
Molecule: messenger RNA, 748 nt
Organism: Larimichthys crocea (large yellow croaker)
Lineage: Eukaryota; Metazoa; Chordata; Actinopteri; Sciaenidae
Product: solute carrier family 26 member 6-like
Exons: 3
Coding region: 185-748 (187 amino acids)
Biological process (GO): transmembrane transport
Cellular component (GO): membrane
Source: RefSeq, a predicted model, not a curated record